Molecule: messenger RNA, 1938 nt
Organism: Jatropha curcas
Lineage: Eukaryota; Viridiplantae; Streptophyta; Magnoliopsida; Malpighiales; Euphorbiaceae
Product: putative acetyltransferase At3g50280
Source: RefSeq, a predicted model, not a curated record
UAAAUAUUUGCUACAAAUUGUUUCAACUUGCUUCAGUCCAGGUUGGCUUUUUAGCUUUAAUAUUUCCUAGAAAAAAUAAAAAGAAGAAAGCAGUUGAUUGGGACUUUUGUCUAUUGCCUGGUGGCCAAGCAAGGGUUGGUGAAACUGGCGCACAUUUGUCUCAUAUGGACUGGGUUUUAUUCCAUCUUUUUCUGAUACGAGACUUUGCACAUAAAUAUUAGGUUUUCAGCAGUCAAAUAUCUCCAUACGGGCAAGGUAGAGAGAAUUUGCAAGCAAUUAGCACACCUUCUCUAAUGAAUCCAACAGCAAUCCAAUAUAUCUCAGAAUGCUUCAUCAAGCCCCAACACGUAGUUGAAGAAGCAGAGCAACCUUACUAUUUGUCCCCAUGGGAUCUCGCUAUGGUCUCUGUUCACUACAUCCAAAAAGGUCUUCUCUUUCCCAAGCCACCACGAGAAGACUUCAAUAUCUUACAUCUGCUGGAGAAGCUCAAGCACUCCUUAGCUCUCACUCUUGUCCAUUUCUAUCCACUAGCCGGUCGCCUUGCAACUUCUAAGAGUCAAGACCCUCCUUCAUAUGUAAUCUAUGUGGAUUGCAGAAAUAGCCCAGGAGCUAGAUUUGUCCAUGCUACUGUUGACAUGACAGUUUCUGAUAUUCUUUCACCUACUUAUGUUCCAUCAGUAGUUCAAUCCUUCUUUGACCAUCAUCGAGCUCUUAACCACGAUGGUCAUGUUCGGUCUUUGCUAACUAUUCAAGUUACAGAACUGGUCGAUGGAAUCUUUAUUGGGUGUUCUUUUAACCAUGCUAUCGGUGAUGGGACCUCUUAUUGGCAUUUCUUGAAUACAUGGUCUGAGAUUUUCCAAGCGGAGGGAGAUGAUGGCGCAGCAAUCUCACGGCCACCAGUAUUAAAACCCUGGUUUCCUGAUGGUUAUGGUCCUGUAAUCAAUCUUCCUUUUACUCACCAUGAGCAAUUCUUAUGCCCAUUUGAGUCACCUGUACUUAAAGAAAGGAUUUUUCAUUUUUCAGCAGAAUCUAUUGCUAAACUGAAAGAAAAAGCAAAUGCAGAGUACAAUACUAACAAGAUUUCUUCCUUUCAGUCGUUGUCUGCAUUUAUGUGGAGGUGCAUAACCCGAUCCCGCCAUUUACCACAUGAUCAAAUCACUAAUUGCAGAUUAGCCUGCAAUAACAGAUCAAGAUUCAAUCCACCUUUAUCGCCUAACUACUUCGGGAACUGUAUUGAUGCAAUCGCAGCUUCUAGCACAGCGGGGGAACUGCUACAGCAGAAUCUUGGAUGGGCAGCAUGGAUGCUGCAUCAGUCUGUGGUUAAUCAGACAAGUGAAAAGAUUCAGGAGCGAAUUGAAGCGUGGAAGAAAUCACCUUUUAUUUAUCACAUUGGUCGUUCUUUUGAUCCCUUCAGUGUGAUGAUGGGAAGCUCUCCUAGAUUCAAUAAGUAUGGCUGCCAAUUUGGAUUGGGGAAAGCUUUGACACUUCGCAGUGGGUAUGCACAUAAAUUUAGUGGGAAAGUGUCAGCUUAUCCAGGACGUGAAGGUGGUGGAAGUGUGGAUUUGGAGGUUUGUCUUCCUCCAGAUUCAAUGGCUGCUCUUGAAUCUGACAAGGAAUUCUUUGCUGUUGUCUCUCUGCAACGCUAGAAGUCCAUGGGGCUAAUAUUCUAAUAUUUCAAUAAUUGGAUUCCAAAAUAGGGAAGACUUACCUACUCCUGUCCAGCAUAUGGGUUCACCCAUACAAUAAAUCCAGCAUUAUUUGUAAUCACUAUUUGAUUUUUUUUUUAUAUAUAUUUAAAAUUUAGAGAUUAAAUUAUGCAUUUGUCCUGUUCUCAUAUCUACACAUCAGAUCAUGCAAGUCAGCGACUUGUGUCAAAGACCAGGUUAAUUGUCUAUUGGGCUUGGGCCCAUAAAUACUACUGUUAAUUUUACUAGUCCA